AUGCCGUCGUCGAUAGCUCUGUGCGCGCGCACCGCGCGCUUCUUUGGCUCCUCUGCUACUUCCAAGUCCGUCCUCCUCGCCCGUACCUUCGCCUCGUCCAGCCGCCGGUUUGAGAUCAACAAGGUGCUGCCCUCGGCCAGCGAGGCCAUCAAGGACAUGAAGAGCAACAGCACGCUGCUGUGCGGCGGCUUCGGCCUCUGCGGCGUGCCCGACACGCUGAUCAACGAGGUCGAGAAGAACAAGAGCAUCACUGGACUGACGGCUGUGUCGAACAACGCGGGCGUCGUCGGCUCAGGUCUGGGCCUGCUGCUGGCUUCGGGCCAGAUCAAGAAGAUGAUUGCCAGCUACGUGGGCGAGAACAAGGUCUUCGAGCAGAAGUACCUGACGGGCGAGAUUGAGCUGGAGCUGACGCCGCAGGGCACGCUGGCGGAGCGGUGCCGGGCGGGCGGAGCGGGCAUCCCGGCCUUUUACACGCCUGCGGCGUUCGGUACAGUGGUGCAGACGGGCGAGCUGCCGCUGAAGCACAACUCGAACGGCACGGUGGCGCAGUAUAGCCAGCCGCGCGACGUCAAGGUGUUUGACGGCAAGAGCUACGUCAUGGAAGAGGCCAUCAAGGGCGACUACGCCUUCAUCAAGGCAUGGAAGGCCGACAAGCUGGGCAACGUGCAGUUCCGCUUCGCUGCGCAGAACUUCAACGGCGCCAUGGCCCGCAACGCGAAGAUGACCAUCGUCGAGGCCGAACACAUUGUCGAGCCUGGCGAGAUCGAGCCCGCCGCCGUCCACGUGCCGGGCAUCUACGUCAAGCGCGUCAUCCAGGCCACGGCGGACAAGAACAUCGAGAAGGUUGUCAACGCAAAGGACCCGGCCGAGGCCAUGAGCGCGCUGGGCUCGGGCGACGCGCAGAACAAGCGCGAGCGCAUCGUGCGCCGUGCCGCCAAGGAGUUCAAGAACGGCAUGUACGCCAAUCUGGGCAUCGGCAUGCCCAUGCUGGCGCCUAGCUUUGUCGACGCGUCCGUCGAGGUCCAGCUGCAGUCGGAGAACGGUAUCCUGGGCCUGGGACCGUACCCGCAGAAGGGCGCGGAGGACCCGGACUUGAUCAACGCAGGCAAGGAGACGGUCACGCUGCAGAAGGGCGCGGCAACGUUCGGCUCCGACGAGUCCUUUGGCAUGAUCCGAUCCGGCCGCAUCGACCUGACGAUUCUCGGCGCCAUGCAGGUCUCGGCCAGGGGCGACCUCGCCAACUGGAUGCUGCCGGGCAAGAUCAAGGGCUUCGGUGGUGCCAUGGACCUCGUGUCGAACCCGCAGCAGACCAAGGUCGUCGUCACGAUGGAGCACACGGACAAGAAGGGGCGCCCCAAGAUCCUCAAGCAGUGCGAGUUCCCGCUUACGGGCAAGACCUGCGUCAGCCGCAUCAUCACCGACCUGUGCGUGUUUGAUGUUGACUUUGUCGAGGGGCUGACGCUCAUCGAGAUUGCUGAUGGCGUGACGGUUGAUGAGGUCAAGGCGAAGACUGAGGCGCCGUUCAAGGUCGCGGAUGACUUGAAGCCCAUGUUGUAG
This is a messenger RNA of Aplosporella prunicola CBS 121167, 1557 nucleotides long. RefSeq lists its product as uncharacterized. The coding region runs from base 1 to 1557 and encodes 518 amino acids. Gene Ontology annotation, molecular function: succinyl-CoA:3-oxo-acid CoA-transferase activity. The record is from RefSeq and is a predicted model, not a curated record. The transcript has 2 exons. Lineage: Eukaryota; Fungi; Ascomycota; Dothideomycetes; Botryosphaeriales; Aplosporellaceae. Gene Ontology annotation, biological process: ketone body catabolic process.